AUGGAGACCCGAACAAAUCCCAAGGAUUCUCAACCGCUCAUUUCGAGCUACUUCCCACUUGGCUCCCUCGAAGAUGAGCCUCGCAUGCAGGGUUUCGAGAUGGAGGCAAGCGGUACCUCGUUGCAUUCAUCUUCAAACUUACAGCCACAAUCCCCAGCAGACUGCAGCCUGCGCAACGCAGCAGCGAAGAGGCAUGCCGCUGUUGCCGUUCAAUCUCCAGCUGAUCAGCGUAAGCACUCCGGGGUGUACCAUCUUGAUGUCCAAGGGUGCGAAGCCUCUCUGUCAUCAACUAUCAGUAUCUCAUGCAACGAACAUGCCGCAUUCUGGUCUGAGAGCUGGUCAGAGUUUUACAUGAGAGAGCUUCUGCAUUUUGAUUUCAGCUCACAAGACAAGGACAAAGAUGAGUCUACCCAUUCAGGCAGAGAGUACUGGAGCUUGGAGGACCUGAAGCUCCUGUUACAGGAGCGAGAGAAUUUGUGGCAACAAGAGACGGGAGCCCAAGUUGUGUCAGAGAGUUCACUCUCAGGUAGCAGACGCAACAGUCGCAAAGCCAGCUCUAUCUAUGAAGUGGAGGACGCUGAUGAAUAUCAUUUAAAGGAACGCAAACAAAUGGUGCUAAUGGAAAAGAUGGGAAAUAGUUUCGUUGAGGAUAACGCAAGCCUUGAUACGAAAUUCAUCUUUCCAGGGCAUCUUGAUAAGGGUCUCGACAACGAGCCAGAUUUUCAGCACACAUUUAAUACACCUCUAGCAAGACGCAAGCUGACGACGCUGCGUAAUACGAGCAACGCUGGCGCAAAAUUUGACUCCUGCUCUGAUACGUGGAAAUGCCCCGAGCAUCCUACCAAAGCCCAAGAUGAGCGCUUCUCCUCGGUUUUUCAAGCCAGACCGUUUGAACAAAAGGCCGAGCUCCAGCUCGCUUCAGGAGCAGGAAGGGAUAAAGUUGAUGACCACGUGGUCAUGUUCUUUGCUGAGGAACCUCAAUUUCACGAUAAUAUCGAUGAUUACUUUGCUACACAGGCGCUCGAUGCGGCAGCAAUUGACGCGAUCGUGGAUCCAGAGGAAGAUACAUUGGAAUGCGUGUGGGACUAUGCAAUGCGGGCUCCUCGGGGUGCUGACAAUUUCGAAAACUACACAGCCUCUCAAGGUGGCCUUCCAAGUCGAGUCCUGACGGAUAGAGCAUCACUACAUUGUCCAUGGGACGCUGCACCAUAUCCGUCGCAUGGCGUUCUAUCCUCACAUGAAACGAUGGAGCGGGCAUCUGAUGUCCGGGCCGUGAGGCGAUGCGGCAUGGAACAAGGAUUAAUUGAUAUUCCCAGGGAUUUUUGGCGGCAGAAUAGGUUAUAUUGA
Molecule: messenger RNA, 1347 nt
Organism: Aspergillus pseudoviridinutans
Lineage: Eukaryota; Fungi; Ascomycota; Eurotiomycetes; Eurotiales; Aspergillaceae
Exons: 1
Coding region: 1-1347 (448 amino acids)
Source: RefSeq, a predicted model, not a curated record